GGUGAGGUCUGGAACUGUUGUCCGGUUGUGCACCUAUCACCAUGGUUGACCUUCGCAGUGGGAAGAGCACCACCCCCUAUAGCAAGGCUCAAGAGCAGCAAACCGCCGCCAUCCUAAGAGAGAGAAAGGAAAAGAAGGAGCUCCUUAGACAGGCGAAGAUGAAGAUAAUAGCCGAGGAGCAGGCGGCGAAGAAAAAGAAGCUAGAGGAGGAGAUGCAAAGAUUACAACAAGAGGAGGAUGAGAGAAUGAAGGCUGCAGUAGAGGAAGAGAUUGAAGAGAGGAGGAGGAGCCGGAAGAAGAGCCCCUCAGAAGAAGAAGAGUGGGGGAAGGAGGAGAAAAGCAAUGGCACGAAGGAAGAUGACCCGUGGGUAGAGAAGAGGAUAUCUCAAUGGGUGGCUAAUUUAUCAUUAGGAGAAGAUGAGGAGGUGAUGCUAUAUAUACCUCAGGAGGAGAAGGAAACGGCGAUUAGGGAGAUCGAACUGACGAGUGAUCCCCUAGAGCGCCAGGCAAUAGAAAAUGAGACGAGGUUGGACUGGAAGUUGCGCCUGACAAGAGAGAAGAAGAGGAGGACGGAGGAAGCCAACCGGAUGGCUAGGGAAGUGGAAAGUUUACAGACUUGCAAACAGGAAGUAGAGGCCCAACCUGAUAUCCAGGCCAAGUUGGACAAGAUCAUUGGUAGCAUCGAGAUCUUAGGUAGGGCCUGGACUAAGCAUCAUCAGUCUGUUAGGGGCCAAGACAUGGCCCUCCGCUCCAUCCGGUCCGGUAUCAAGGAAUUCGCGCGAGAUGUAAUGACACAUGUAGGGACCGAGGUUAGAAAGUGGAAGGAGGGCGCAGAGAAAUUCUGCGCAGACGCCAUCGAGGGCGCCAAGGUAGUGGUCGCUGCAAAGAUCGAAGGGCGUCCUCGCAAAGAGCCUGUUAAGCUUAAGUUUCCUGAUUCUUAUGGCAAGAAGGAGGACGAGAACUUCGAUAAUUGGGAGGCUAGCAUUAACACUUACGUGUAUCUCCAACAGAUUGCGCCUGAGGAACAAGUCCUCGUAGCCUUCCAUGCUUUAAAAGACGAAGCGACUAGUUUCGCCAGGUCCCUCGCGCGAGCAGCCGAUUGUGAAAACAAUAUGGUUGCGUAUUCUAAACUCACCCCUCUUCACAAAUUCCUUAUCCUUAGGGAGAGAUUUGCAGACGUCACGCGAGGCGUCGGGGCCUCUGAUAAACUGCAAACAAUCCACUCGCGGCAGUGGAAGAGUGCAAGGGCACUCAAAGCAGUUAUGGAUGAUUUAGUGUCGUCCCAGACCACGGCGUCACUGAGACCCAAUUAGUUAACUUAUUCUAUCGUGCCAUGCCAGAGCCCUUACGAGGGCAUUUCUUUGAGAAAACCCAACAGGCCACCAUCAC
Messenger RNA from Chara braunii, 1389 nucleotides. Lineage: Eukaryota; Viridiplantae; Streptophyta; Charophyceae; Charales; Characeae. The record is from the annotation of a GenBank genome assembly.